Cricetulus griseus (Chinese hamster) is the source of this 1096-nucleotide messenger RNA. The record is from RefSeq and is a predicted model, not a curated record. NCBI's taxonomy places the organism in Eukaryota, Metazoa, Chordata, Mammalia, Rodentia, Cricetidae.
GGCUGAGCUCUGCCUAUAGGACUGGGGCAUUCACCAGUCCAAGAUCCAAGUCCUGUCCCAGACACUCUGACCUCUACUGGCUUGAGUGCAGGGAAGCCCAGCUGGAUGAAGGCAGCCUGGCUCUUGGGGGCCCUAGUGGUCCCUCAGCUUUUGGGUUUUGGUCAUGGAGCCCGGGGUCCUGGGAGGGAGUGGGAGGGAGGCUGGGGAGGUGCCCUGGAGGAGGAGCGGAAGCGGGAGUCGCUGAUGUUGAAGGAGACUGACAUGUGUCCUCUACAGGAGGCCCUGGGGCUGCCCACUGGGGUGAGAAACAGAGAUAGUCUUGCUGGAGACCCUGAAGGCAAAAGCGUCUGGGGGACCAAGGAGCCGCUAGGAGAAGAGGAGGGAGAGGACACCACCACAGCACCUACUUCCAGGCCCAACCCUUUCUCCAGCCCUUCUCCCACAUCAGAGGACACCAUCACUUACAUCUUGGGCCGCUUGGCCGGCCUGGAUGCAGGCCUACACCAAUUGCACAUUCGUCUGCACUCUUUGGACACCCGUGUGGUCCAGCUGACCCAGGGACUGCGACAGCUGCGGGAUGCUACUAGAGACACCGGCGACUCAGUGCAAGCGCUGCAGGAGGCACAGGUCCGUGCUGAGCAGGAGCAUGGCCGCUUGGAAGGCUGCCUCAAGGGCCUGCGCCUGGGCCACAAGUGCUUGCGGGCCGCGCUCGCCCCCUACAACUGGCCGGUGCAGCUGGGCGUGAGCGACAGGCGUUCGGAGGGGCUCUACCUUUUCGAGAACGGGCAGCGCGUGUCCUUCUUCGCCUGGCACCGCGCACCCAGCCCGGAGCCCGGCGCCCAUCCUAGCGCGGCAUCCCAUCCGCUCAGCCCGGAUCAGCCCAAUGGCGGCGCCCUGGAGAACUGCGUGGCGCAGGCCUCAGACGACGGUUCUUGGUGGGACCACGACUGUGAGCGGCGCCUCUACUUCGUCUGCGAGUUCCCCUUCUAGAGAGCCGGUCCUUGCCCCAGGGCAAGCACACAUUCUGCACCGCGCACCCUACUGUCUGCGGUCGCUCAGAGCUUCACAAUAACCCACGAAUAAAUUUCAACAAGAA